Molecule: messenger RNA, 1822 nt
Organism: Opisthorchis viverrini
Lineage: Eukaryota; Metazoa; Platyhelminthes; Trematoda; Opisthorchiida; Opisthorchiidae
Exons: 2
Coding region: 250-807 (185 amino acids)
Source: RefSeq, a predicted model, not a curated record
UUUAACAGUUCUGUUAAACAAAAGUAGAUGGUGAAAACCAUUAGUGGCAUGAUCAAUAAACAAAACGAACAUGUCUAUUGAUUGACUUGCGGAAUCCCAGUCGCGUAUGCAGAAGAAAAUCAAUUGUCUAUAAUCGCGCCUGGUAUCCAAUUGGUUUUGACAUACGCCGUCUGCAUUGUGGGAUAAAGUGUAGCCGCAACAUUUGCGAUCGGACCCAGUCUGAGACGAUCACACAAAUUACGGUUGGCAAUGUUGGGCGCAUCCAGGAACAGGAAGUCAAAGAACAGCCAAUCACAGCUAAAGGGGAACGGUUAUCGAGAGAGCAGAAAGACGGUGAGGAAAGCCAAAUCCGAACGAACGAUAGCAACGUGUCCCGGUGCCUGUGAAGACUCCGCGAUUGAACCAAACCUCACAACAGUCGAAAGGAAAAUCCGUCCACCACUAAUCUCCCUAUAUCGCGGUGAAGUUGCAACCAGAUCCAAAAGCCACGGCGAUCUAAAUCCAGAUAAUCCGAAAAUGAAGAAUCAGAGUGGUUGUUUAUUUCAGACACACAAAAAUACUCGUGAUCAACCGCCCUACUAUAUCAUCCACCCGGAAUGGUUGAGUGAAAUACCCACCAUCCGAAGACUAGGGCUCUCACCAAGGCCUACACCCCUGCCUACCGCAUCAACAGUCAACCAAGAGGAACAUUCCCACUCGGUGUGGGAACUGAAGAGUAGUGUGGAAUACAAUAAUGGCAAUUUACACAGUCGUUGCAAAAGCGCACCUGCUAACAGACCGAGGAAUCCAAUUACGUGGGAUUCGUGAUGAUAACAAAACCGUAGAUGUGCGGAAAUUCCAAGCAAAUGUAUUUAGGCAUUGUGCAAAAAAACGAAAAAGUACAUCUUAUCAAGAGCGACCUUUUCUACUUCAUUGGCUGCUGGAUGAUACGGCGGGUCGGAUCCGUAUGAGGUUUGGAGAUGCUCGGCUGAGGUUUAUCAUGCAUGGAUUUAACGGUUUUGUCGUGGAAGUCAAGUUCUUCCUGAAAUCGAAUGUAUAGAUUUUAAGAAGGUUCAUAUAAUUAUAAGUGAAAAAAUCAAAUGAAGCAGAACAAUGGCACGCUCGAAAGCAACAGUUGCUUUAAAAUACUCACGCUAUCCCCUCAUACUAAGAGUUAGCCGUCUUCCACAAGGCCACCAGGAGGAUCGAUUUCAAACAUACCCAUCCGCUCAUCAUCUAUGAGCGAUGCACAAGUUACGUCCACCAAAAGCGAAGUGAAUGAAGAUGGAGUCGAUAACCGGUGCGCCUGCAGUAGAAAUUUCGUACAGACGUACAAAAUUAUCACUGGAUGUGUCCAAGCUACAUUUCUUAGUGAAUUGCCGCCAUGCACAAUGGUCUCCAACCACGGGGCAGAGCUGACAACGCGUCUAAAGCUAUGGCUUGAAAAUAAGAUCAAAUUCUUGAAUAGAUACAAGGUUUGCUGUCAUACAAACAAACCAUACAUUAAAAACGUCCAGCAUUUACCUUGGUUAGCAGAUCCGUAACGCGCACAGACGUAAUCCUGAACAGAACGGAGUUGGUGUAAACAAACGAUAAACAUACUCAGAAUUGUGUUCCGCCGCCUGCUUCAUCAACUCAGACCGCGGAAGCGGUUUCUCCUCUGUUUCACGGACGUGCCGAGCAACUCGCAUACCGCCGACUUUCACUGAAAUUCAAUUUUAUGAGCGAAAAUGAUAAAUCUGCCUACUCACCGGCUGGUGAAUAAGAUGUUUGCACUUGUUCCUCUUCGUCAGACAUGGCGAAAAGUGUUGAGCAGAUUACGGAGAAGUGAACAAUUGGGCUG